Messenger RNA from Colletotrichum acutatum, 444 nucleotides. RefSeq lists its product as uncharacterized. The transcript is spliced from 3 exons. The record is from RefSeq and is a predicted model, not a curated record. Bases 1 to 444 code for a protein of 147 amino acids. Lineage: Eukaryota; Fungi; Ascomycota; Sordariomycetes; Glomerellales; Glomerellaceae.
AUGGACUCGUCCUUGACAAACAUCGGUUUCGUCGUCGCUGUUCAGCCGCCGUCAUCUCAACCCGGCUCUGGAAGUACCGGCCUCGGCAUCGAGAACACCGCCAUAUCGGGUGUCACCACAGCCGUCGCCGACACGAAUGACUGCUCCCUGCUGGCCGCGUUUAUCAGGCUUGGCGAAUGGGUGCUGGGCCCCGUGUAUUCGAGCUCAGCCGAUGCUGCUGACCAUCUGAUUGAUGACCCAGACCUAGAAGACGCCAACAACACCAUGGGCGCAGACGACUCAGCCUUCCCAGCCCACGACGAAGCCGCUCAAGCAGGCCGACGACAGAACAAUGUGAAAUACUACGGCGAGGGGCGCAAGAUGAGCAACAUUCGGCCGCAGAACGGCAUCAAUUACUUCUGUAAGAACGUUGGCUCCGACCAAGCAGGGCGGGUAUGGGAGUAA